AUGCUUGAUUUUAAAGGCAAGCUCAAAGACCAGAGUCUCUACGAGCGAAUCCUUCAAACGACUAGCAUAGAGCAAGUCUACCAAGAUAUCAAAAAGCUUCAGGACUCACAGGCGAAAUCUGGUCGCCUUCGUCACCUGUCAAAGAUCGAGCCGCUUCUGGCUCGACUUCGCGAAUACAGCGACGUUGUCGAAACGUUCGUGCAGGCUAAGCCUGAUAUCUUAGCACUCAUCUGGGGUCCAAUCAAGCUUCUACUACUAUGGGCCGACGUAUUGAAGAAGUCGUUUGAUGCCCUUGUCAAUACACUAGAGGAGAUCGGAAACAGUCUCCCCGACUUUUGCGAGCUGGCUAUCAUAUUCUCAGAUAACAAGCGGCUAGAGGAACUGAUGGUGCUGUUUUUUCGCGACAUACUUGAGUUCUACCUCAUCACUACCAAAUUCUUUAGUAUGAGCAGCCUCCGGUAUGUCUUUGAGAUGUUCUGGCCUAGCCGCAAAGACCAGAUUCAGGUUGUGGUGAAGCACAUAGUCAGCCAUCGCGACCUCAUCAGUAAGGAAGUUCGCAUGGAAGAGAUCAGGAAAGCAAAUGAGUUGCGAGACCGUGAGCUACAACACAUCGUGCAGACAGAGGAGAACAAUAUCGCUCAGGAAUUCGCAAGUCAUCGGACACAUAUCUCACCUAAGAGCUAUGAUGCCGACCUCUAUCGGUUUAGCGAGGCGCUUUGUGACGGCACUGAAAAAUGGCUGUUUAAGGAUGCCUCAUUCCAGAGGUGGCUUACUGUUAAAAAGAAAUCAAAUCCUAUUCUAUGGCUGCGAGGUAUUCCAGGAGCCGGCAAGACAAUGCUGGCAAGUAGCGUGAUUAAGCAUACUCAGCAAUUGCCUGAUACUCAUACUAUAUUCGCAUUUCUCACAUACCGCGAUAGUAGCAUUUCCGCACUCUCUAUUCUCCAUUCACUCAUAUUCCAACUAACCUCUACCUCUCUCUCCCUGAAAACAAUGAUGUGUCAGUCGGAUUUGCAACAUCUGGGAAGUGAUUUUAACGUCGCUUCAGCUCUGUUUGAAACGCUGAUUCAGAGCGUAGGUACUCUAUAUCUCAUCAUAGACGGCCUGGACGAGAUUGAAAGUAAACAACACACAAGACUGAUAAAGGAACUCAUGAGACUGAGUGGUGGUUAUGAAGAGUGCCACAUCUUGCUCGCGAGCCGUGAUGAAAGCCACAUUCUUGGUAAUUUGGAAGGCAACAGUAUAGAUAUAGAAGUCAACAAGAGAAAUUCUGGCAGUAUCCAAGUCUUCGUCAACCAAACUAUGGGCAAAUGGUUCAAAGAGAGGGACUUCGUUUCAGACGUUCGAGAACAGCUUCAAGGAUGGGCUGCACCACUGGCAUACCGAGCACAAGGAAUGUUCCUCUAUGUCAAGAUUAUCUUCCAGAUGAUUUAUUACAUCAACGACAUCGGAGAGAUAAAAGCCCAACUCGAACAUCUCCCAUCGUCUUACAAUGAUGCUUAUGGUAGAAUUCUUGGGCAAAUUAAUGACUCUCCAGACCCCCGAAGACGGAAGCUUGCUCACUCGAUACUUGGCUGGGUGAGAUGUGCCUCAUCACCAAUGACACUGAAGGAAAUUGAGCAAGCUUUGCUUGUUGACCCUGAUUGUCCUUGUAAGCUACCGAGAGUCCAAGCGAGGGUCGAUGUCCUACGCAUCUGCGGCCCUAUUAUAGAUGUAGUAGACGGCUAUGUUCAAUUCGUUCAUUUUACGGUUCAAGAAUACAUCUUCGACCCUAAAAUUCAGAACUCUAUUACUCUAUAUGAGAUGGCACUUGAUUUGGCUAUUCGCUGCCUGGUGUAUAUGUGCCAGAACCAUCAUGACCCAGAGCUCAGCGAAGAUGAAAUUGAUGCCAACAUUAUGUGGGGAGCAUAUCGCUUGCAUCAAUUCUCAUCGAGCUUCUGGCUUGACUUAAUCCACGAGUAUUUAAGGUUAUCUGGCUCGAAAACCAUACCUGAUGCUCUUAUCCAUCAGCUGAGAAUACUGCUCGAGACACGGUCGUCAGAGACUUACAGGCAGAGUGACCAAAGCAAAGGUUCCCUUCACCCAGCCAUCCUUGGCCUGGAGGAUCAGGAAUCUGCUCUGGUAGAGAUGCUGAAGGGUUCUGUUGACUUUCAGACAUCAACGGCGAAGUCGAACUUUCGCAUCAACAAUCCGGAGCAGUGGUUACAUAGCAGCCCGCUCUCCAUUCCCCAAAUUUCAAUUUCUCUCCAUGAGCGGCUGGAUAGCUUUGAUGAAAAGGAAACUUCCAUUUUGGAACCACUCUCUUACCAUUAUGGACCCAGGUACUUCAGAUGCGGGUUCUUCAGCUGUCAUUAUCGUCGUUACGGCUUUGAAACGAAGACAAGACGCCACGCUCACGAAAAGAAUCAUCAAAAGCCAUGGAACUGUAACUUUCCCGGUUGUCGCUUCGCUACCCAAGGCUUCAUCUCACGAAAGAUGAGAGAUGAGCAUUUGAAAGAUGGCCACUCACAAGCUGCAGAUCCUGGUUUAUCAAAUACCACCCUCCUUCAAGAGAUUGAAGACGAAGAAAUCCAACCUCUUAUCUUUGAUUUAAUUGAAACCAACAAGGUGGAGAUUAUAACGCCACUGAUGCCUCGCCUACGUAAUUUAGAACGUUUGGUACAGACCGAGAUAGCAGUCCACGCUGCCAAAAUGGGUUCUCACUCAAUACUACAACUGCUCAUUGACUCCGGGCUACUGACAGGAGCAUUUAUCACAGAAAAAGGUCUGGAUUGGGAAAGGUUCAGAAAUUUGGCAGGGCAGACAAUAGAAAGCGAGAGUGUCGGCUUGUCCAGAAUUCUUCUAUCCUGGAUUGCGACGCUAGACAUGCGACAAGGGAUUGCCACUGACAUUCAGCUAGCAGUGAGGGAAGUAAUUUUAACCAUAAUGGAAUUGGAGUCUGAGGAUCUGUUUGAACUAUGGAGGCCAAUGCUGGUCUCAGGCUUCAAUGAGGCGGGCACCAACGUGAAAGCUGCACGGGUAUUCACGUAUAUGGUUACUAUAGGCACCACUGACAACAGCCCACACCGCGAACGCAUGCUGCUGGGGCUUUGGGAAGAAUGCAAGGUCUUCGACACACUAAAAGCGCACGAACGUAACACUAUUCUUCGAACUAUUGCCGAUACUACCUGUUCCGUCAAUCUGGCGCGUUAUGCAAUUCAACACGGCUGCGAAAUUAACUCUACGGCAGUCUUGAACUCUCCAACAGCCUUGCAAUUUGCAGCAAGAAAGACUCUAAAACAAGCGGCAUAUCUCAUGAAGUUCCUACUUCUUCAAGGAGCAGACCCUAACAUGCGAACGAAAAGAAGUACGAUUAGGGACGAAAAGGGGGCACAAGGAAUCUCAAAGUGGCUUGGGAUGACUUGGGAAGAGUUAGUUGAACAAAUUACCGAGGAACGUCAAAGGGGCGAGGAAACAGAAAAAGAAGUUUCCCACAGUGAUUGA
Molecule: messenger RNA, 3480 nt
Organism: Fusarium verticillioides 7600
Lineage: Eukaryota; Fungi; Ascomycota; Sordariomycetes; Hypocreales; Nectriaceae
Exons: 7
Coding region: 1-3480 (1159 amino acids)
Molecular function (GO): protein binding
Source: RefSeq, a predicted model, not a curated record